AUGCAAACGUCUCGAUAUAAAGGCGACCUUUUAAAUAAAUAAAGGCAUGGAACGGGUUGUUAUGUAUAUGAAAACGGAGAAAUAUAUGAAGGAGAAUGGAAAAACGAUAAAAUACAUGGAUAUGGAAUACUUAAAGAUUAAGAUGGAAUCGAUAUUUAUAAUGGAGACUGGGAAUAUGAUUUAUAUAAUGGAUAAGGAAGAUUAAGAAAUCAAAAUAUUGUUUUUAGUAGUUCCGAUAAAUUAGAUUAUAAAAAUUUUGAUAAUUUAACUUAAAACUGGUAAUUUUAUAGCGGAAGUUUUACUAAUGGAAAUAUGCAUGGAUAAGGAACUCUUAUUAUGUUUAAUAAUGAAAAGUUUGUAGGGUAAUUCCUUAAUGGAAAAGUUGAUGGCGAAGGUUGUUAUUAUAUGAACAACGGAUAAGUUAUUUCUGGAAUAUGGAAGAAUUAGAAAUUACCACCUUAAAAUGGGCAUGGUCCUUUAAUAUCAAGGAGAGGUCCUACUGCCUCAAAAUAAUAGUCAGCCAAUACUGAAAAUCGUCCAAUGACAUCUUUAAAAGGAGUAGGUUAUGGAAAAUAAUAGAAAGGCGAUGAUUUUUAUGAGACAAAAAUGAAAUUAGAUUUAAAUAAGAAGAUAGAAGUAAAUGCAGAAAAUAAUUUUAAAAAUAUGGAAUAAGAAAUAAACGAUUUGAUUGAGAAAUCAGCAUAAUCAAAUUUAAAAGGUAAUUUAAACGAAGCAUUAGAGAAAGCAAAGGAAGCUUUUAAUAAAGAGAAAAACUUAAAAAGACAAAAAGAAAAUGCUAAUUAAAUAGAUAGCAUUAAUAUGGACUUAAGUUUUACAAUACAAUUUAAUUUAGCUAAUUAAUUAUAAGCAAAUGGUAUUUACUAAGAAGCUUUAUAAAAAUAUAACGAUAUGAUUAAAAGUAGACAAUUUCCUUAAGCAGGAAAGUUAAGAGUAAAUAUGGGAAAUAUAUAUUUUGCAUAAGAAAAAUACUCUAUAGCAAUAAAAAUGUAUAGAAUGGCACAUGAUUUAAUUCCUCCAACAUCAAAACAAAUGAGGUUUAAAAUACUAUAAAAUAUUGGACACUCAUUUGUAAAAUUAGGAUAAUUUGAAGAAGCUAUAAAUACUUAUGAAACAAUAAUGAAAGGAUAUCCUUAAUUUAGUACUGCCUUUAAUCUUCUCUUAUGUUUGUAUGGAUAAGGAGAUAAAGUUAGAAUGAAAGAUUGCUUUUCUUCUAUGUUAAGUAUAGAAAUAUAAGGUUAUACAUAAGAAGAAGAAGAAGACAUAAAUAAUUAAGAAACUACAUAUAGUGAUAUGUUAAGAGAAGAAAUAAAGGAAAAGAAAAGAUAAGCUAUUGAUAUUUUGGUCAAAAGUGCGAAAUUAAUAGCUCCAGUGAUAGAAGAAGACAUAAUAGACGGUUACAAUUGGAUAAUAGAGACAUUAAAAAAAUCUUAUUUUCCAGAAGUAGAGGCGGAAGUAGAAAUAUCAAAAGCAAUGGCUUUUUUGAAAUCUAAGAACAUGGAAAAAUCAAUCGAAACAUUAAAAUCUUUCGAAAGGAAAGAUAAAAUAAUGAUGGGUAGAGUAGCAACAAACAUAUCUUUCCUUUAUUUCCUUGAAAAUGAUUUAAAAAAUGCAGAAAAAUAUGCAGAUAUAGCUAUUAAUUUUGAUAGAUUUAACCCUAAAGCAUUAGUAAACAGAGGCAACUGUAUGUUUGCAAAAAAUGAAUUCUUAAGAGCAAAAGAAUAAUUUCUAGAAGCUAUUGGUGUUGAAGCAGAUUGCAUUGAAGCUUUAUACAAUUUGGCUUUUGUUAACAAAAAACUUAAUAUGUUUGCUGAAGCUUUAUAAGCUUUAGAAAAAUUAUAAACUAUUAUUUCUACACCUGAAGUUGUCUAUUAAAUGGGCAGUAUACAUGAAUUAAUGGGAAAUACUAAAUAAGCUUUAAAAUGGUAUUAGGUUCUAUUGACUAAAGUGCCUUCUGAUCCUAAUAUUUUGGCUCGUGUAGGAAAUAUUUUUGCUAGGGAAGAUGAUGAUAAUUAAGCUUUACAUUAUUAUUCUGAGUCCUAUAAAUAUCUUCCUACUAAUAUUGAAACUAUAGGAUGGUUAGGUAUUUAUUAUGUUAAAUAAGAACUUUAUGAAAGAGCCUGUCAUUUUUUUGAAAGAGCUUCUUAAAUUCAAUCUAAGGAAAUUAAAUGGAGAUUAAUGGUUGCUUCUUGCUAUAGGAGAAUGUCUUCUCUUAA
Ichthyophthirius multifiliis is the source of this 2234-nucleotide messenger RNA. RefSeq lists its product as hypothetical. The record is from RefSeq and is a predicted model, not a curated record. Gene Ontology annotation, biological process: non-motile cilium assembly; intraciliary transport. The annotation marks the transcript as partial. Lineage: Eukaryota; Ciliophora; Oligohymenophorea; Hymenostomatida. Gene Ontology annotation, cellular component: ciliary basal body; non-motile cilium; ciliary base. Gene Ontology annotation, molecular function: kinesin binding. The transcript has 5 exons.